Molecule: messenger RNA, 6682 nt
Organism: Ictidomys tridecemlineatus (thirteen-lined ground squirrel)
Lineage: Eukaryota; Metazoa; Chordata; Mammalia; Rodentia; Sciuridae
Gene: Slc9a4
Product: solute carrier family 9 member A4
Biological process (GO): potassium ion transmembrane transport; regulation of intracellular pH; proton transmembrane transport
Cellular component (GO): plasma membrane
Molecular function (GO): potassium:proton antiporter activity; sodium:proton antiporter activity
Source: RefSeq, a predicted model, not a curated record
GAACCAGUGAGAGAGUAGCAAGGGGAGGAAAGCAGGAGCAGGGGCAGGACAGGUAGCUCCUUCCUGGGAUGCCACAGAGCGGCAAGGAUUCCCUUCCUCAUUAAAAGGACUUUGGUGGCACAUGGAAUGAGCACUGUGGUGUCCUUUUCGAUUUUCACUCUCAAGAUGAAACCUGCCUGCCGUGGAGGGAGGAAACAACGGCUCUGAAGAGGAGGUUUUUUUCCCCCUUUAUAAAUUGCUCUUCAGGUUACGAUUGAAUGAAGGUUCUACAGGUAGCUCCUGGGGCUUUCAUGAGUUCUUUGCAUGACUGUGUUUGCGUCUGAAGCUGAAUUGCCCAAAUAGAAGCAUUAAAAAAAAAAAAAACAGUAGAAAUCUUCCACACACAGCCUCAACAACAUACUGGGACUCUCUUGGAUGGUCCUACGGACUAUGUGUCUGUCACCUUGAGCCAGAUGAAUACAGCUCUUCCCUAGAAGUCCUCUCCACGGCAGGCAGAUGUGUGGCACACAUCUGCACCAGGGUGUGUAGCAGAAGCCCACGGAAUGGAUCUCAAGACAUUCGUGCCUUUUAGUCCUUGCAGCCGGUGGUUAUUGCUCGUGGCCCUUGUAGGCUCUGAAGCAUCUUCUGAUUUGAAUGAAUCUGCAGAUUCCCCUGCUCAGCAUGCACCUAAGGCUUGGUUUGCUGCUUCCAGCUCGGUGCCAGAUGAAAGGAUAUCUGUUUUCGAACUGGAUUAUGAUUAUGUGCAAAUUCCUUAUGAGGUCACCCUCUGGAUACUUCUGGCAUCUCUUGCAAAAAUAGGUUUCCACCUUUGCCGCCGGCUGCCGGGCCUCAUGCCUGAAAGCUGCCUGCUCAUCCUCGUGGGCGCCCUGGUGGGCGGCAUCAUCUUCGGCACCGACCACAAGUCGCCCCCGGUCAUGGACUCCAGCAUCUACUUCCUCUACCUGCUCCCGCCCAUCGUGCUGGAGAGCGGCUACUUCAUGCCCACGCGGCCCUUCUUGGAGAACAUCGGCUCCAUCCUGUGGUGGGCCGGCCUGGGGGCCCUGGUCAACGCGCUGGGCAUCGGCCUGUCGCUCUACCUGGUGUGCCGGGUCGGGGCCUUCGGCCUCGGCGACCUCAGCCUGCUGGAGACCCUGCUCUUCGGCAGCCUCCUGUCCGCCGUGGACCCCGCGGCCGUGCUGGCCGUGUUCGAGGAGGCGCGGGUCAACGAGCAGCUCUACAUGAUCAUCUUCGGGGAGGCCCUUCUCAACGACGGCAUCAGCGUGGUCCUAUACAAUAUAUUAAUCGCCUUCACAAAGAUGCAUAAAUUCGAAGACAUAGAACCUGUCGACAUUUUGGCUGGAUGUGCCCGAUUCAUCAUUGUGGGGUGUGGGGGAGUAUUUUUUGGCGUCAUUUUUGGAUUUAUUUCUGCGUUUAUCACACGUUUCACUCAGAAUAUCUCUGCAAUCGAGCCGCUCAUCGUCUUCAUGUUCAGCUAUCUGUCUUACUUAGCUGCAGAAACACUCUAUCUCUCUGGCAUCCUGGCAAUCACAGCCUGCGCGGUGACAAUGAAGAAGUAUGUGGAAGAAAACGUGUCCCAGACGUCCUACACGACCAUCAAGUAUUUCAUGAAGAUGCUGAGCAGCGUCAGCGAGACCUUGAUCUUCAUCUUCAUGGGCGUGUCCACCAUUGGGAAGAACCAUGAGUGGAACUGGGCCUUCAUCUGCUUCACUCUGGUUUUCUGCCAGAUCUGGCGAGCCAUCAGCGUGUUUGCCCUCUUCUAUGUCAGUAACCAGUUUCGGACUUUCCCCUUCUCCAUCAAGGACCAGUGCAUCAUUUUCUACAGUGGUGUUCGAGGAGCUGGAAGUUUUUCACUCGCAUUUCUGCUUCCUCUGUCUCUUUUUCCCAGGAAGAAAUUAUUUGUCACGGCUACACUGGUAGUUAUAUAUUUCACUGCAUUCAUUCAGGGCAUCACAAUUGGCCCUCUGGUCAGAUACCUGGAUGUCAGAAAGACCAAUAAAAAAGAAUCCAUCAACGAAGAGCUUCAUAUCCGUCUGAUGGAUCACUUGAAGGCUGGAAUUGAAGAUGUGUGUGGGCACUGGAGCCACUACCAAGUGAGAGACAAGUUCAAAAAGUUUGAUCAUAGAUAUUUACGGAAAAUCCUAAUCCGAAAGAACCAGCCAAAAUCAAGCAUCGUUUCUUUGUACAAGAAGCUGGAAAUGAAACAAGCUAUUGAGAUGGUCGAGACUGGGAUUCUGAGUUCUACAGCUUUUUCCAUAUCCAAUCAGGCCCAGAGGAUACAAGGAAUCAAAAGACUUUCCCCUGAAGAUGUGGAGUCCAUGAGGGACAUCCUGACUCGCAACAUGUACCAAGUUCGACAAAGGACCCCAUCCUACAACAAAUACAACCUCAAACCCCAAACAAGCGAGAAGCAGGCUAAAGAGAUUCUCAUCCGACGUCAGAACACCUUGAGAGAAAGCAUGAGGAAAGGCCACAGCCUGCCCUGGGCCAAGCCGGCUGGCACCAAAAACAUCCGCUACCUCUCUGUUCCUUACAGCAACCUGCAGCUACCAGAGAGGGACACAAGAGCUCCCGAGUCCUCAGAUGACCAUGGGAGUGGCUCAGAAUUCCCACCCAUCACUUUCAGCGCACCCUCUCGGACAGGGAUGCUCCAGGAAAGGCGACGGACACAAGAAACGAUCCCGAUGAGGAAUUUACCCAGAGGAGGGACGGCAUUGCACUUCGGUCACCACGAAGGGAACGGCAGCCAUGAAGAGCUCGCUGGCAGAGGCAGGAGGGCCGCCGUCAGGCCCAGGCCUCUGUUCCAUGCCGUGGAUGAGGAAUAUGAAUCUGGAGAGGAGGUGGAGGGUGCGGCCUCAGCUGCUGGAGCCAGAUGGACAGCUGAGCAGGGACACAACAGGGGACACCAUGAGUCCCAAAGUCCUUUGCUCCAAAGAAAAUAGUUCUACAGUCCACAAGGUCACUUCUGUGAUGUUCAAGGCCAUCUUGCCUUUACUGUGAAGGGGUUUUCAGAUUUCAGGAGACAGCUAAUGAGUUUUUUUUUUUUUUAAGCUAUUGGACACAUGUCUAUAGGAAGCAGAAGAUUUUUUUUAUAGGACUGGGAGCAAACCUGAAAGCUGAGCCAUAUCUUUGGCCAAUGUCCGUUGCAGAUGAAUUCGUUGAGAGUGAUAGAAAUCCAUUACCCCAGGAACUGGUCUCUAAGAAUUUCCUAAGGACAUCCUAUGAAGACUACUUGAUCUAUGCUCUAUAUUGAGAUGUCAGUGUGAUUGGUCAGUAAUCUAAUUAACUAUAUGCAUGUGUACCUUAUAAUCAAGGUAGAACUAAAGGGGCCUUUGAAGCCUCCUGGCUCAAUCCCUGAGUUUUCAGAUAAGGACACCUUGACCAAGGUCCCAUAAUGAGCUGUCCUUUCUCCCACGUGAAGGGAUUCUGUUUUGAUUUUGAUAUUCAAUAUACAAUAAUUACAUUUCAAAGGAGAGGUGAAAUCUGUUAUAGUGUUGAUGUACUUACUCGGUAAUAGUGAUAGGUAUAGGAUAUGCACAUUAACCUUUGAAUAAUGGAUAUGUCUAUUUUAUAAUUAGAAUAUUGAUUUAAAACAAAGAUCAGAAACGCAAUGGCUGCAAACAGUUUAAUCACAAUGACGUGAACAAUGGGUAUUUACUAGGAAUACGUUGGUGGGGUGUGAUAUUUUGCUCUAGAGUUUGGAAUUGUUCUUCAAUUUAACUUGACCUUGACCUUGAGUCUCUUACUUCAGCUCACCACUUUUACCAGACUACUUUGUCUUUCCUCCUUGCUUCCUCUUCCUUUCUCCUUCCGUCUUUUCUGUUUGGCCACUGGUAUUUAGGAAGCACUUUAAAGUGUUGAAUAAUGUGCCAAAUGACCAGUGUGUGACAGGAAACUCAAUGUCCUCCCACCAUUACUGUUUUUGCCAACUGAUUUAAUCCUACGCAUCUGUAGGAUUAAAUGCUCCCAGAUCCCUAGACCUUCUUUGGGCCCCUAACCCCUAGGUGCCCUCUGUUCCUUUGUAUAUGUCAAUAGAAUGUACAUCAUCUGUGAAUCGUGUUUGUACAGAGACACGAAUAAUACUGAUUAUGGUGGCCCAUGGCUCAGUGGUCCAGGGAGCACGGUUUCUUCAUGUUAACGACAUCCAUUUAUCAUCAGUUGUGACUUCUAUUUCUUGGCGUUUUUUUCUCUUACCAGUUAUGGGUGUCUCCAACGUGGUAGAUGACUACACGGGGUGCUCAUGAUCACCCUGCAGAACUGGGAAGGGUGGAAAAUGAGGCCCUGAGAUGCUACAUGUUGGCAGUUCAAGGUCUGCUUUCCCUGGAAAGGGAAAGGUCGUGCCGUCCAAGAUGACCUGGGGACCCCUGUUCUCAACCAAGGACACGAGGCUCCACCCCAGACUUACUUUUGUGAGUGAUUCCCCCGGGUUCCUGCUGCGGUGGUAGAAAUAGCAAUUAAGCCUGUUUGCCUCUCCUCUGAAUCUGAAAUAGGAUGCUGCUUCUCCGUUAUCAAAAUGUGCUGAUUUGAAUAAAAAAUGCACACUAUCAAAUGAUAGUCAUCAGUCCAAAGGGAUAGAAGGACGAAUAAAACUCAGGGAUCUUUGUGCUUUUCUUUUUGUUUAAACAAACAAGCAAUCAAAGCAACAAGAAAAUUUAAAAGAAAAAAAAAAAAGCUUAUUCUUCAUGAGAGGAAAAACAGUGAGUCAUUAUCCUGAAACUACAGAUGGAGCUAGAGGCAGAGAAGAGGCAUCAGAGUCUCCUUUGCAAAGCUGCAUGUAGAGCUGAUUCUUAGGAGGGGGAGCACGUCUCUGCCCUCAUACUGGAUCCACUCGCGUGACAACAGAAAUUUAAGGGCCCAUUUCCCAGGAUUAGUGAAUGCAUCAAACUCUCUUGAAUUUCUCUCAGAUAUAGGUGCCAUUAAGAAGAGGCGUGGUGGGAGAUUUAAUCGGUAAAAGCUUUUGGAAAAACUCCCUUGAGGAGCCAAGAAUCACCUUCCAUAGGCAGGAGGCAAACUGAGACUGAAGAGAAAGGCAGACCAUCCAGGCUGGUAGACAAAGACUUAGGGAGAAACUUACAUUUGGUAUGUAAGUAGUCUGGAGAGUAGCAAGAUAAGGAAGACCUCUACACGCGAAAUGCACACUUGCCUUGCUUUUAUUCUGUAGAAUAGUUCCUCCCUUGAUAAGGCAGACAGUGCCCCAUUCUAUACGGACUGUUUAGUUCUGUACAUAUAGAGAGAGGAUAGUUUAAUCUAUAAAAUAGGCCAAGUAAGAAAUGAACAAUAAUGAUGAAUACAACAAUUAUAAUAAUGGAUUGUAAAAAAAAAAAUAGUUAUCCGAAACCUAUGAAUCGCUUAUUUCUGUAAUUUUCCACACCAUGUGUUUGGAGCACAGUGGAAUGCAGGUGCCUGAGACUCUGGAAUUGAGGGCAGGAAGACCACAGUACCAUGAAAGGUAAAAGGAAACGUGGAAAAGGAAAAAGUCAUCCAUGGUCACAUUCUUCAUCUGUCUACCUCCCACUUUAAGGGGUUGGCUGGGACCUGGCACCUGGCUAACGUUCCCAAGAAGUGGUCUGGGGCAGCAGCCGUUAUCUGGAUCCUCUGGUCACUGUAGGCUCUAAAUCAGCAAUCAAGUAACCAGACUGCGUUUGAACAACAGAAACCACCAUGAGCUCCUUCCCUGGGGCUGUUUCUAUCCCCAGCCUGGCUGGCUGCCUCAACUGUCCCAUCCUGGGAAGUAGCUCUGAAGCUUCUGCGUCAAUGUGUGGGCCCCAGGGGUGCUGAUGGCUCUGUCAGGCUCGGAGACCCCAGGGAAAAUGGUCUCCUUGUCUGGACAGUUCAUCAUUGCUUCAAAGUAGUUUGAUCUCAUCUCUCUCCACACUGCUGAUGACAGGUGCCCGAGGAAGGCGCUUGGUUUCACGUGGUGCAUUUUCCCAACAGAUCCAGGGCAGUGCAGCAAAGGGACUUCCUCUUGUGUGUUGAGCAAGACCCGUUCUUAUUCCCUUCUCACCUCAUGGAGGGAGGGAGUGAAAUUGCUGGUUUCUGCCCCCACCCCACCCCCAUACAGUCCACAUUCCCGGCAAGUGGCUGCAAAAAUAUUGCCCUUCUAUUUCCAAUCUCGAAAGAUCAGGUGCCCAACACCCAAAAUCAUGUCCCUCGAUGAGUUUUUGUUUGGCUUGUAACUUUCCCAAACCUAUUCAUAGCGUUAGCCUGCCAGGUCUUGGGUUUCACUGGGUUCUAAAGCGGGGCAAAGUGCCAUUGCUUUUUCUUGAUCUCCUACAGCAGACUUCACCUUGAAGGUUUUCCACUUUUUCUGGUGCUAGGGAUCCACUAAAUGUUCUUAUUCAUCCUCCUCAAAUCUGACGUGGUGCCUUGGGCACUCCUCCUGUCGCAAAUCCACCUGCUAGAGGAAAAACUUUGACCACUGAAGGGAAUCUGCUGCGGCAGGUGGAGGGUGAGAGUCCAGACGUGCUUCUGCCCCUCUCUCCUGAAAGUGUCUACUUCAAAUCUGUCUUCUUAAGGGUCCUGAGAGCUAGGGAUGGAAUCGCCACCUGAAUUCUGUGAUAAUGACCCUCUGAUCUGAGGUGACAACCAAGGCAGGUGCAUAGGAGGAGCUCCAGUCCUCAGCUGAGCUCGUUGGCUUCAGCCGACAAGGCAGUCCCGGAACACUUCUUCCCCACCUCCUCAGGUA